ACUAACAGCUACGUCACUGCUGUUAUCGUUGUAAUCAACAAAAAAACGAAAAUAAACCAAACUAAACGCUUCGCAGACUGAUUAAAAGUUACUUCUCGCUUAGUUUGUAAUCAGCGCCAGUCACUGCCAACAACCAAUGCCACCACUGUGACCUUGUGACCUCGGUCCGAAGCAGGAGCAUUGCUACCAGCGAAAACAAAGCCCCAAAACAAAGGCCACAGCCAGCCGAAGAAAAAAACGGAACGUCAUUGGGAGGCAAUUAACCCGCAGAACCUAAAACGGAGGCGUUGUUCCUAGUCUUCUGGUGUCCUGGUGUCCACGUCCUCGUCCUCCCGGCGGGCGGUAGAUGCUGGUUGGGCUCAGCGAUCAGCUAGCGCGGAUUAUGGAGAGCGUCUUCGAGGCGUAUUUGGGCCCCGAGAGCGCCCUUGCCAGUGCCGUGGGCCAAGCGGUGGGCAGCGGGGAGCCUGAGGACAUCCCGCGUAGGAACACAGAUGUCUGGGUCCUAGGAAGGCGGUACAAUGCCAUACAGGAACUCGAACUUAUCCGAAGGGACAUCCAAUCCCGUUUGUGGUGCACCUACCGACAUGGUUUCUCUCCCCUGGGAGAGGUACAGCUCACCUCGGACAAAGGCUGGGGCUGCAUGCUCCGCUGCGGUCAGAUGGUCCUCGCCCAGGCUCUGAUUGACCUGCAUUUGGGUCGCGAUUGGUUCUGGACGUCGGAUUGCCGUGAUGCCACCUACCUCAAGAUCGUAAAUCGUUUCGAAGACGUAAGAAAUGGCUUCUACUCUAUACACCAGAUAGCCCUUAUGGGAGAAUCCCAAAACAAGGCGGUGGGCGAGUGGCUGGGACCGAAUACAGUGGCCCAAAUUCUCAAAAAACUAGUGCGCUUCGAUGACUGGAGCUCGCUGGCAGUUCAUGUGGCCAUGGAUAGCACAGUAGUCUUGGAUGACGUAUACUCCUCCUGCCGGGAGGGCGAAUCCUGGAAGCCACUGCUCCUCAUCAUCCCACUGAGACUGGGCAUCACAGAUAUAAACCCGCUAUAUGUGCCAGCUCUGAAGCGCUGCCUUGAACUGGACAGCAGUUGUGGCAUGAUUGGCGGUCGCCCCAAUCAGGCUCUGUACUUUCUGGGCUAUGUGGACGACGAGGUCCUCUACCUGGAUCCGCACACCACACAAAGAACAGGAGUGGUGGGCCAGAAGACCGCCGCGGGAGAACAAGAUUACGACGAGACCUACCAUCAAAAGCAUGCUGCUCGCUUGAGCUUCUCCGCCAUGGAUCCCUCGCUGGCGGUUUGUUUCCUUUGCAAGACCAGUGAAAGUUUCGAGUCCUUGCUUACUAAGCUGAGGAACGAGGUCCUCAACCUGUGCUCGCCGGCUCUCUUCGAGAUUAGCCAAACACGGGCUGUGGAUUGGGAUACAACGGAGGACAUCGACUGGCCCACCAUGCCGGACAUCGAUUGGCCCGCGGGCACCUCGGAUUCGGACUCGUUUGCCAUAGUUGAAGAGAGCGGCAGAGACAGCGACGCCGGCUGCAGCGGCAAGAAACCCAGUGAGAGUGCCGCCUUCUGAGAGGCUCGUCGGUGGAGCGCCUGCGUCGCACGACAGCCGACGGAGUCCAACCAGGCGAAAGUGGAGCAGCCGACGAGGAGGAGGAUGAGGAGCAGCGGUGGGCGGGAAGACGAGCCCCCUGUGGAUGCUGCGAAUGCAAUAAACUAAGGCUAAAGUGCAUAAUUAGACGAGUGGUUGAGAUUUAGGUUUUAGUAUGUUUACGAUUUGUACGAAUGCGAUUCUUAGCGAUUCAUAAUGCUGCUUUAUUGUACGCGAUUGACUCCACGGGAGACAAUUUGGCAAAAAACACACACACAGAGUGACACUUACAGACAAAAAACACACUCGCUUUUUGAUGAUCAAUUAAACAUUUUUAUGCAACGUUGUACAUUGAAGACUCGAUGAGAUCGAUCGCCUUAGCCAAGUGUGUAUUUAUAUGUUUGUAUUCAUAAUAUUCAUAUUCGUUUCGUAUAUUCGUCUGUAUAUGCUCAAAAAUGGACCAACAACUAAAUACAUAAUACUUGGACUAUA
Messenger RNA from Drosophila ficusphila, 2077 nucleotides. RefSeq names its product cysteine protease ATG4B (gene Atg4a). The transcript has 5 exons. The record is from RefSeq and is a predicted model, not a curated record. Gene Ontology annotation, biological process: protein phosphorylation. NCBI's taxonomy places the organism in Eukaryota, Metazoa, Arthropoda, Insecta, Diptera, Drosophilidae. The coding region runs from base 347 to 1567 and encodes 406 amino acids. Gene Ontology annotation, molecular function: ATP binding; protein serine/threonine kinase activity; protein-phosphatidylethanolamide deconjugating activity.